This is a messenger RNA of Musa acuminata AAA Group (dessert banana), 1403 nucleotides long. RefSeq names its product CRS2-associated factor 2, mitochondrial-like. The record is from RefSeq and is a predicted model, not a curated record. The coding region runs from base 55 to 1179 and encodes 374 amino acids. Lineage: Eukaryota; Viridiplantae; Streptophyta; Magnoliopsida; Zingiberales; Musaceae. Gene Ontology annotation, molecular function: RNA binding. Gene Ontology annotation, biological process: Group II intron splicing. The transcript has 5 exons.
UCUGUGCAACCCCGUUCUGUGUCACGCCGCCGUCACCGUCCCUCUCCAAACCCGAUGCGGCGUAGGCUGCUGCUCUCCGUCACCGUCACCGUCCCUCUCCGAACCCGAACCCUAAUCUCGCCUCCUCUCCUCUCCUCCCCGUCUCAUCACCUCCUCUCUCGCUCGAACAAGCACUCUGCGUCUCCCCACGACGAUCCCCACGACCCUCCCUUCUCCCCUAUCGCCAAAGCCCCGAAUCCUAAACCCAAGCAGUCCCCCAAAGCCCGGAACCCUAAACCCAAGCAGGCCCCCAAAGCCCUGCCGUCCGGCAUGGACAAGCCCUCUCUCCCUUUUCACUCCGACCUCCCCUUCGAUUUCCGUUACUCCUACUCCGAGACCGAUCCGUCCCUAAGGCCGAUCGGGUACAGGGAGCCACCGCGCUUCUCGCCAUUCGGCCCCGGGCGCCUGGACCGGAAAUGGGACGGUGUGUCGGCGCCGGCGACCGGGGAGGCCGCGGAAGAUAGGGUGUCCGACGACCGGAGCUCGGUGCUCGGGGAUCCGCUCACAGAAGAAGAGGUCGGUGAGCUCGUUGAGCGGUAUCGCCAUAGCGAUUGCUCUCGUCAGAUCAACCUAGGGACAGGUGGUGUCACUCACAAUACGCUGGAGGACAUCCACAACCAUUGGAAGAGAGCUGAAGCUGUAAGGAUCAAGUGUCUAGGAGUCCCAACCCUCGACAUGGAUAACCUCUGCUUCCACCUUGAGGAUAAAACAGGUGGAAAGAUCAUAUAUCGACAUAUUAACAUCCUCCUGCUAUAUCGCGGACGGAACUAUGAUCCCAAGCAAAGGCCAGUCAUACCCUUAAUGUUAUGGAAGCCACUGGCACCGAUAUAUCCUAGGCUCGUUCCAAAGGUUGCUGAGGGUUUGACUUUUGAGCAAACAAAAGAGUUGAGGAAUAGAGGAUUGAACACACCAGCUCUGAUGAAACUCACCAGGAAUGGCGUGUAUGCGAAUGUGGUGGAGAGGGUCAGGGAGGCCUUCAGAACUUCAGAUGUUGUGAGACUGGACUGUGCUUACAUAUAUACUAGUGAUUGCAAAAAGAUCGGUGUGAAGCUUAGGGAUUUGGUCCCUUGUAUUCCUAUCCUAUUUAAAGACGGGCAGAUCAUAAUCUGGAGGGGAAGGGAGACCCAGGAUUCUGAUUGACUCAUAGCUCUUCGUUCAGACAAAAGCUUAUUCACUUGGGAUAAAGUCAUUGAAGAUGUUAAAUCAUAUCUGCAUUUGCAUGGGAGCGAGGACAAGAUUUUGAUGGAUGUUGUAUAAAGAAACACCUGAAGGUGCAGAAUGUUAUCAGUGUUCCAGUAGACUUAUAUGGUGUGGAACUGAAACAUAUUGGAGCUAUUAGUACUCUUUCUUUUCGCUGGAACCAA